GAGAGGUGGCUACGAUGCUAACUUUCAAUAAAUGUAGCUACCAAAAGUGGCGAAUUGUUGCAAAAGUGUAUGUGUUCAAAGUACCAGUGCUGUGACGGAGGACCCGCUAAUACAUUUAAAUAUGCAGCUGAUAUAAAUAAUGACAAAUUACGUUGUAGGACUUUUGUUAUGUUCUUCUAACCUUAGUCAGCAUGGGAGGUGUGCUAACCAAAACAGGCUGCUACAAUCUCUUCCUCAAAUUAUCAGAACAAAGACACGCAAACAAAACAUCAACAACUCAGGGAUGUUGCCACAGUAACAGCAAGUAGCAAAAUACGGUUGUAUGUAUUUGCUCGAAUAGCUUCGUUUUCAAACGUUGCUAGCUUGUUGUAUUUAUCUGCUCCGUUAUUUAAAAGUUACACCCAGUCAUUCAAUCAUUUCAACAUAAGUUAGGUCCCAGCUGUUAUUUUCAAACUGCAAACACAUUUUUGUAUUGCUCUUCUAGAAGCCAACAUUUACUAUUCCACUGGUGUUGAUGAGAGAAGCACUGGAAAUACAUUAUGUAUCGUCUUUAGCCUUUAAUGUGCUAUAGCACAUUUCUACAACAUUUAUAGACAUGAUAUAGAGUUAACUUUCCUGUAUUUCUUUUGUUUUAACAACGCUGUUUAAUAAAACCUUUGGUGACCGUUUUUCUGCUUUUACAAGCCUUAACUUAUUUUUUAUCAUUCCUGAUCUUUCCACGGACAUUAAGCUCCAGCGUUGGGCCGAGGAAAGAGAAAGUAUGAUGCACUGAGAGUUUACAAGCAAGCUGACAAGUCCAAGCGAGAUGGAGAACGUUCUGGAAAACGUAGUUGCUUUGGUGAAGGAGCACCAGGAUGGCAUACCACUGACAAAAAUGUCCCAGUUCUACAACCAGACAUAUCACACUAACCUAGCUAUACGUGACUUAAACUUUAACUCCAUGCUGAGCAUGGUUUCUUCUCUCGAGGACCUGCUAGUGGAGGGAAAUGUGGUGUUUCACAAGGAACAUUGUCGUCAAAGCCAGGAUGCUGCUGGAGCUGGAUUUAGACCACCAGCAUCUCAAACGGAGGCAUCAACAAAACCUCAAACAAAAAAGAAAAAGAAGGCAAAAAUUCUGCAAAAUGUUGUUGGCUUGAUAAAGGAACAUCCUGAGGGGAUUCUCCUGAAGAACGUAGCGAUAUUCUAUAGCCAGACAUACAAGAAGAAGUUGUCCCUAUCUUCUUUGGGUUUCGCAAAUAUGUCAGGUCUUGUAGAAUCUCUGAAAGGGGAUCUAGUUGUGAAGGGGGAGAUGGUUUUCCAUAAGAUUUACCUCUCUGAAGGUCAGCCUGUGGCUGGAACAUUAACAAAAAUCAAAGAAGACAGUCGCCCCACAAUACCACAGCCACCACAAUCUCUCAAGGAGAGCGGAAACAGUAACCUAACACCUCAAGCACCUGCGUCCCAGUGGGAUAACAGCCCUCACAGUGUAGCUCCUCUUCAGUCAGUGAUGAGCUUUCUUGGCUCCUCGUUGAUUGGCUCUUCCCCAAACCAUUGCAUUCCUGGAAUCCCACCUGUUGCUGCAUCCCAGCCAGCUAACCUGCUGACCCACGAGGAGUUGUACCAGAGAGUGAUGGAGGUAAUAAAGACAUAUCAACCAGCAACCCCAACAAUGGAGCAGCUCCAAACCUGCUACUCUCAAAAGUUUGACGAACCAUUUCCACUCAGGCAGUACAUGUCGCUGUAUGACAACUGGGAAGCAAAGAAGCUGCCGGCUCAAGCUGAGUCAGCAGCAAAUUCCAAGACUAAUGCAUGGCAGACAACCGAAGCAACACAAAAUCAUACAAAGGGCGCUGAAGAAGAGACGCGACCUGCAGAUGGACCUACCCUGCUCACUGCAGAUGACUUCCCAGUCCUGGGAGCAAGCAAGGCUGUGCCCACAGAGAAGAAAAGCAAAGUAAAAGAAGCCAACGAGAAGGAGGCCAGUGCGUUUGUGUUUAGAGAAAGGCAUUAUGCCCAGCAGAGGGAGGUCCACAGAAGCAACAUGCGGGCCGUGGAGGCCAUGGAGGAGGAGGAUGAGGAUCCCAAGUUGAGAAGGAGGAACAGGGCCAUGGAUCCAGAAUGGAUCAACAGUGUGACGGAGAGCGUGAUACGAGAAAUCGCCUCUGAUGGAGAGCUCGUCACUAAAGAAAAGGUGAUAUCCCGAGUUUGCACCAUGAUUCCUUCUUUAGACCCAGGAAUGCUAAAACCUAGGACUGUUCCAGCUCUAAAAAACCUUCUAUACCUCACAAGAGAGAUCAACAUGUUCAUAGAGGCUACCGAGGCAGUGACGUCAAUCUGUACGCUGUAUGAGCUGGGUCAAUCACUGGCAGGCCUGAAGGACAAGAAGCGCUACGAGGAGCUGAACUUGGGGCCCCUGUGCAAGCUCCCUCUCAUACAUCGCAUGUUCAAGAUUGACAGCAACACUAAAGAUGAUGAUAUCCAUGAGAUUGAGACUGUAGACAUCUUAAAGCAAAUUAACAUUUUUAGGAGAAGGAAUUCAAAGCAAAGGUUAGACCUGGCUGAGUUUCUGAAGCAUCUGGCUGAUCAUUACAGCUGUGAUUCUCCAUACAAGCUGGGGAUCCGGAUACACAGCUUCGGGCUGCCGAUUUCGAGCCUGAUCAAGGUCAGCCGAUGUGAGCAAACCAUUAUGGAGCGUGCCAGGGAGGUCAUCCAGAAAGAGUUCGAGGAGGAGACCAUGGACCGACUGAGAAAGAUCAAAAGGAGUGUUUUAGAACCAAUGCAAGGCACAGGUUCUUUCUCCUCUACAAGAAACUUGGAUCUCAGGAAAAAGUAUGCCUCUAUGCCAGCAGGUGAUGUCGUGCUGGAGGUCUUGUCAAACGCCCAGGGAGUGUUUAGUCCCAGGAUGGUCAAGCACAUCCAGAGCUUUUUGAUGCAGGUGUCAGCUGAUCGGCUGACAAGAGCUUUGUUCCAGCUGGCUAUCUGUGGGGGCUCCCUGGCUGUUCCACAGGACCUGGUGCCAAAAGAUAAGACCCCCAAAACGACUGCGGACGCUAAAACAGUGGACAAAGCUGCUCCAGCCCUCCCUAGUGAAGCCAAAGUGAAGCAGUAUGUAAAAGAUAACCUGGCUUCUCAGAACUCAGCCGUCACUCUGGCACACAUCGCUGCUCUGGAGAAGAAGCUGACCAAAAACUUCAACAUCAAGGAUUUCGUUUCCUUAGAACAAGGAACCUUCCUGGACUUCCUGGUGAAGCACAUUCAGCUGCUGCAGGAAACUCUAGGAUCGGCUUUGUUUCUGAGACCUAAUGUUGAACUCACAGGCAGUGGUUUCAGACCCACCAGACAAGAUGUGUUUGAAUUCAUUAAACAAUGUGGCCACAUAUCCUCUACUGAUCCAGACGAGCUUGCUCACAUUGAGUCAGCACUCAGGUCUCACUACAGGGUCCGGGACAGUCGGGACUUGGGCUAUGGGACCCUGCAGACGCUGGCUGACUUGGUCAAGAGGCAAAGAUCACUUGCUGGAGGAGGAGGAGUGAGCCCUGUGUACUACGAGUCAGCUCUGCUGGCCAAACACAGCAAAUCCAGCGUUGAAAGUGGCUGUGAGUCAGUGGGUCGCCUGGGUGAGAUGUCUAAAGCCCAGGCCCUGGCCAGCUUGCUCUCAUGCCCUCUCCUGGAGGAUGUAAACAACUGGAGCCAAUGGGAGAUGAUCUUUAAACCCAGUCAUGGCCCCCUGAAAGACUUCAUUGAAAGUAAUGCAGCAAAUACAGGCCUGGCAGUGUUAGAGGUAUCACCAGGUUUGCUGCUGAGGAUCACCACAGAAACAGGUGACAAACACUUCACCAGCGCUGUGGCAACCCUCGAUCCUGUCGGGACAGCUGGUCACCUUGUGUCCAUGGUAGCAGCUGAUGGGAUUGACAAUGCUCCCACAGCUCUCCUGGCCAAUCACAUGGAGAACUCCCUGGCAGCAGCCGUGGCUGAAGAAGAUCUGUCCAAGGCGGAAGAGGAUGUGACGUGUUACAGCAGAGUGGCUAAGUUCCUGCUGCAAUGUUUGACACGAAUCCCCACGAGAACCUGCCAUGCGCUUCUGCAGCAGGUGUUUCUGGAGCCAUUCUCCCGCGUGUUGGGCCAAGCCAAGUCUAAAGAGGUCCUGAUCACAGUGGCUCAGUCUGACCCGAAACAUCUGAACUGUCUGCACCAGCUGGGCAUCCUCCUGGGAAUCACAGAUUGGGUCAAAGACUACCAGAAAAAGUUGACCCCACCCCAGAGCCAAAACAAUAAUGCUUAUACAGCACAUUGGGAUCAUGCCAAGCCCAAUCUGACAGAUUCUAACAGCAGCAGUCUGUCCGCUCUAAAUAUGAGUGAAGACGAGUUGCUCGAGGAUGACUCCAUUGAUAGCAGCUCUGUGUCUUCUCAGCUCAACCAGACCAUUCAGCAAGUUAAUGGUGACCAAGCCAGAGAGAUUGACGAAGAAGAGGAUGAGGAGGAGCUAUAUGAGCUGGCCUCAAUUACUAAUGGAGAGACCUCCAACAUUAGCAGCGAACCUGAAUGUGGUCAGAGCGAUGAACAGCUCAACAUGUGUGACACAGAUGAAAAGGAGGUUGACAGCUAUCAGUCAGAGGAUAAAUUCUGUCAUCAAAAAAACAUAAUUGAAGACAUCAGAAAACGUGAGUUUGGCAUUGGGGUGGAACUGAAUGAGGAAGGCCAGAAGUUGAUGCAGGUCCACCAGGAGCGACUGGGUCGCAGCUUGCAUCGGCUAUCGACUGAACUCUACAGCAAAGACACACACUUUGUCCUGGAACUCAUUCAGAAUGCUGAUGACAACAGUUAUCCCUCUGAGGGUGGUGUCAUCCCAGCGCUCGCCUUUGUGGUUGAGAGAGAUUGCAUCACUGUCCUCAACAACGAGAUGGGCUUCCAGGAGAGGAACAUCAGGGCCAUCUGUGAUGUAGGCCGCAGCACCAAGGGCAAACACACGUUGGGAUACAUUGGACAAAAAGGGAUUGGCUUCAAGUCGGUGUUUAAGGUCACAGACUGUCCUGAGAUCCACUCCAACGGCUUCCACCUGCGCUUCGACAAGAACUGCGGGCCCAUGGGAUACAUCCUCCCCCACUGGGCUGAAGAGGAGAGGCCUCUGGAUGCACAGCUCAAGAACAUCCAUCGGCACAGCUGGACCACAAAAAUCUGCCUUCCUUUGUGUUCUGAAAGUCACCAAACAAGGAACCUUUUCCAUGAUGUCCACCCCUCCCUGCUACUCUUUCUGCACCGCCUGCGUUCCAUCACCAUCUACAAUCAGAGUGAGAAGCGUCUUGUGACAAUGACUCGCAAAGACCUUAGUCACAAUGUGUUGGAGGUGGAGCACACAGAGGGCACAGAGCGCUGGCUGGUGGUCAAAACUACACUGCAGCCCAAGAAGAUAAAAGAAGAUGUUGAGUCGACUGAGCUCGCUCUGGCUUUCCAGCUCGGCGGUAACAAGGCAGAAAGUCACAUCGUUUGCCAGCCACAAAAGCAGCCAGUGUUUGCUUACCUGCCCCUCCGCAGUUUUGGCUUUCGUUUUAUCAUCCAAGGCGAUUUCGACAUUCCUUCUUCUCGGGAAGAUGUUGACAGGGACAGCUCCUGGAACCAGUGGCUUCGAUCAGAAAUACCACAACUCUUUCUCAAGGCCAUGGAUGUCUUCACCGCUCACCCGGAGUACAGUGGCCUGAAAGGCCUCUGUCAGUUCCUGCACUUCAUUCCCCUACCUGAUGAGGUGCUGGACUUCUUCAAGCCGGUUGCUGGGCAGAUUAUUCAGCUGCUAAAAGGGAGGGCCUUCCUGCCAACUCUUAGUUCAGGUGGUAAGGUUGUGUACAAGCUGCCGUCCCAGGUGGCCGUCUGUCAGGACGCCGUGAUCCGUGAUGUGAUCAGCAGUGAGGAGCUGGAAAGGCAUCUGUCUCUGUCUUAUCUCCAUCCGGGUCUGAGCCCCCCGCCUCCCGCUUCCCUGCUCACUCAAAUGGGAGUCCGAUACCUGCGGGGAUCAGACGUUACCACAGUAACCACAGCUAUGGCAAAGGAGCUGGUCAGAGCAGAGGGCAUCCAUUCAGAGGGAGGCCUUUGUCAGUUGGCCAGGCUGCUGGUUUGCAACUUUCGAGCGAUGGAGCAUGGGUAUGGAGAGGCAGAAUCCAUCCUCCAGAACCUCAGAGAGCUAAGCAUUAUUCCUCUGGCUGACGGACGAGUGGUGUCACUCAGUGGGGAGAGCGUGUUCUUUCCCAUGGAAGAAACCAAGACAGAGAAGAAGAAAGCUCAAGCUCAGACAGGACCACUAUCUGCGUUGUACAAAGAUCUAAAUGUGGUCCACCCCUCUCUGCUGAACUGUUUGGGCCCCCUGGAAAGCCAGCAGGUCAGAGAGUUGCUCAAAGGGCUCGGAGUCCAUGAAGUGGAGCCGCAGGAGCUGCUGGAGCAGCACAUCUAUCCCACAAUAAACAGUAACAAGUGGAAGUCAAAGCCUGAGUCGGUGGUUGUGAGUUACUUGGUUUUCAUCAAGCAGCACUCGUCCUCUAGCCAGGAGUACUCAGAUAUCGCAGUACCCGUCCUCACCUGCAAGGGCCUGGUGUGUCCGGCUACUGAAAGGGUGCAUUUCUCUGAGGAGUACAACAACAUCAACCUGCCAAAAAUGCUGCCAGGAUACAACUGGAUCUUGCUGAGUCCCUGUUAUAUGGAGACAGAUGGCGAUGUGGCAGGAUGGAGAGAACUGUUCAGCAGACUCGGAGUCAGGGACGGCCUCAUCAUCCGCAAGGAGCGCCGAAUGCUCGCUUCCGAAGAACUGGCUUCCAGUCCUUGGUCAGCUGAAAGUGCAAUGUGGAACCAAAGUUCAGGGAAGGACUAUGUGCUUGAUGACUACCCCUGCGAGGAGUUCCACGCCCUGGCCACAGAGCAGCUUCCUGGUUCCCUCCUCCUGCAGCAAAGGAUGGCUUUGUUAGAGCUGCUGGAGACCAACUGGGACACGGGACACUGUUACUCUCAGUACCUCACAGCUCAGGUUAUUGAUGGCGAUGACCGACCAGUCAAAAACACCAGGUCCUCCUUUUACCACUUAUUGUGCAGUCUGGAGUGGGUGCCAGCUUAUCGCCCAGUAGAGGAGGAAAAACCGGAGAGGAAGUACCUCUGUCCUAGCUCAGUUUACCUGACAUCACCAGAAGUCACCAGCCUGCUGGGGACUCACGCCUUUUAUGUGGACAUACGCUCCAGCAACUUCAGCAGAGCACUAGGGAUGAAAGAAACUAUCUCUGUAGAUGUUCUGAUUAAGUACCUGAAGAAAUGGUGCAUCAAACCAGAAGAAGACCACCAAGAGCAGAGGUCAGCUGUAGAUGAGACAGAGGGAGCUCAUUUCACUUCAACCAUUAGUCACGUCCACAAUGUCUACACCUACCUUAAGGACAACUGUUCCCAGACCAGCCUGAAGGAGCUGUUCCUGCACACCCCUGCAGUGUUUGUAGUGAAUAAAUGGCAUAGUGAUAACUGGUGUUCGGGACACUUCUAUCACCUGAAGGAGGUGUGUUGGAGUGACAACACCAACAUGUUCCAUCGUUACAAACAACUGACCCAGAGGGAAGACAGUCCCAUCCUGCAGCCCAAAGUCCUGGCUCCUUUCUACAGGGAGUUGGAGGGCAUGAGAGACUUCUUCAUGAAGCUGCUGAACGUUGAUGACAGUCCCAACAUGAAGCAGUACGUGGGUUUGUUGGAGCUCAUCUGCUCUUCCGCUCCCAUACCAACUGCCGAAGUGCUACAGGAUGUAUCUAUACUCUACGCCAAACUCGCCCACAAAUGUAAGCUUAAAGUGUCUGGAGACCAGGAAAGCGUUCCUCCCACCGGAUUUGAUAAGAGUUACAGCUCCCAGUUGAAGGUCAUGGUAUCUGACAAGAAGGUCUUCCCUACAAAGGACAACUGGGUGCGUCUGACAAGUAAACCCAUGAUUGGUGAUGACAAAGAGCUGGAGAAGAUCUUUAAACCUCACAAGGAGGUGUGUCUGCUCUACCUGCCACCACCAGAGAAGAAGACUGUUUCCAAGAGUAAGACUGGUCAGACAGUCGCUGGAGAUCGAGCUACUAUACCUGUCUUCAACGAGAAGGACAGGCUGUCAUUUCUGGAGAUAUGUGGUAUUCGUCAACUCUCCCACUGUGUGAUAUCAAUGCCAGAAACUGAGCUCUGGAAGCCAUGUCCAUCCAUGCAGUCCCUGGUGCGCUCAGUCAUCCCCUACAUCCAGAGGUUCCUCUACUACCACGAUGAGCUGGCUGAAGUCUACCCAGAGUUGAUCAACAGUAACAUAGCUGAGAAACUCAAGCGCCUUUCCUUUGGACAGGUGGGGAAGCUGUAUAUCCGCUACGAGCUGGACGUUGCUGACAGUGAGGUUCCAGUGAUAGAGCUGCAGGAUGUCAUCUGCCUGCUGAAGGAUGAGAAAGAGCUCUGCAUCCAGAAGGAUCACAUUCAUGACAAACUGGAAAUCCUGAGUGAGCUGGUGAAGCUGUUCUGCACAGAGAGGAGUCACAGAAAAGAACUGAAGCAUUUCCUGAGCACCGUGAUUAACAGUAGCCAAAAGGCCCUGGACAGAUUGAUGAGCAAAGAGAACAUCAGAGAGCUGCCCGGCGAUGAGGAGCUGUGGGAGGUUCCAGAGCCACUCAGACCAGAGACAACCAUGGACAGAGUGUUUUCCAGGAGCCUCUCCUCCAUGAGCGCCCCAGAGGAGCCAAACUGUCCCUCUCAACCAGACGGGGAACAAACGCUGGCUUGCUGGCCUCCUCGAGCAUCUAUGCUGAACACAAGCAGCCGUGCAGGUCAGCCUAAAAGUGAUGUGGUAGAGGCAGUCUUAAAGAUGUGGCCUCCUCCUGCCGGUCCUAAAGACACAGAGAAGGAAGGUGGUCGCAGCAUAAAAAGCUGUGAAGAAAACCAGACACCCAGGAGCAGCAGCAGAACUGCAGACCUUCCUGCCCUUCAGAGAGUCCCAAGCCAUCCAGGGCAGACUCACACUAACGCUGCAGCCAUCAGCACACCAAAACCUCCAGGUUGGAACACACUGCUUUCUUCUUUUGAAACCACAGCGCCUUGUAAAGAGCCAAGCCAACAGACUGAGACCAGCGAUUUGCAAAAAGCUAAGGGUAGAGAGGAGAUCAGACCAUCACCGACUCCAAAUCCCCCAUCUGAGCAGCCUGCAGAGUCUUCCAGAAAUGAACCUCCUCCAAACAACCUGGUGGGCCCUGAGGCAGUUGUGCCCUUCAGUACAUUUCAGGGGACUGCAGCAGCUGCAGACUCUCAGCGUUCUCUCCUGAACAUGAACUUCCCUCUGUGGGACAAAGACCACUCUCCGCAGGCCACCCUGGAGGACAUGGACCUCCCCUGUCAGAUACCCACCACCGUGGUGUUUUUAGACGAACAGAUGGACCUGGUGGCAAUCGGCGAGUGGGGGGAGCAGCUGGUCAACUCCUUCCUGUGCCACUGGAGAGACAGCAGUGACCCCAGGCGGCCCACCCACGUCUUGUGGUGCAAUCAGAGCGGUGAGAGCGGCCAGCCCUACGACUUCAAACUGACCUUCGGAGAGGUGGGGCCCAUAUUUGUGGAGGUCAAGUCGACUCUGAAGAGAGAAAAAUCCUUCAUCCACAUGUCGGCCAACGAGCUGGACUUUGCAUUGAAAGAGAAGGAGCGCUACCACAUAUACAGAGUGUACAAUGCUGGGGACGCUCAGAAAGUCCGACUGUGUCGCAUUCAGAACCUGGCGCAGCAUCUCCACACCAAGGACCUAGCACUUUUUCUCUUUGUGUAGUUUCUGUUUAGGUUUGUAAAAGUAUUUGCACUGUAUCAUCACUGACAGCCUAGACGUUUUUUGUAUACCUUUAAAGUUUUAUCUACUGUAUGUCAGGUAUUUUAUUCAAGUGUUUUGUCACCACACUCUUAUUCCAGCUCAGUUUUUAAUUCACGCGUUGCUUUAAAAUUAAAUAAUUUUUUAUUCUUCCUGAUGUAAUCUCAAGGUGUUUCUUGUUCACCUUAGUAAAUAGUGGCUCUGUCCCUUAAACUUGGCUCUUCAGCUGAAGUAAUUAAAGAUUAAGCUUUGCGUGAUUUUUAUGUGAUAGACCAACACAAAUAAUUGCAUAAUUGUAAAGUGGAAGGAAAAUGAUACAUGUUCUUACUUAUUUUAAAAAAUAAAAAUCUUGUAACUGUG
Molecule: messenger RNA, 10156 nt
Organism: Girardinichthys multiradiatus
Lineage: Eukaryota; Metazoa; Chordata; Actinopteri; Cyprinodontiformes; Goodeidae
Product: protein NO VEIN
Exons: 47
Coding region: 806-9760 (2984 amino acids)
Source: RefSeq, a predicted model, not a curated record